ACGCAACCGCCUUCAGCCUUCUCCCAUCCCACGGACGAGCGCCACACGGCACCCCACUGCGAGGCAAUCGCCAACCCGCACUGCACCACUCGCGCCUCGCGAUCACCGCUCCGAACUGGAAAUCAAAUGGCGCCGUCGCCGCUGUGUUCCGCUUCCCCACGGCCGCUUCGAGCCCCAGGCCAGCCUCCCCGAGACGUCCGCUCGCCGCGGACGGUCGUCGUGGCCGCGGGCACCCGUGUGAGCGGAGCGGAGGCCCGCGCGUCGCUGGUGCUGGCCUUGGCCUCGCAUGCGCUCUCCGCCUCGCAGCGCCGCUUCGCCGAGCUCGCCGAUGAGGCCGCCAAGUACGCCUUCCCGUCUGGCCGCUUCGAGCCCCGCACCCUCGAGGAGGCCCUCAUGUCCGUGCCUGAUCUCGAGACAGUUCCGUUUCGCGUACUGAAGCGCGAGGCAGAGUACGAGAUCAGAGAAGUGGAGUCAUACUUCGUUGCUGAAACGACGAUGCCCGGAAGAUCUGGGUUCGAUUUCAACGGGUCAUCUCAGUCGUUCAACGUGCUGGCAUCAUAUUUAUUCGGUAAGAAUACUGCCUCUGAGCAAAUGGAAAUGACAACACCUGUUUUUACUCGGAAGGGUGAGUCAAACGGCCAAUCAAUGGACAUGACGACCCCAGUGAUAACAAAAAAGUCAGCUGGUACAAAUAAAUGGAAAAUGUCAUUUGUGAUGCCAGCGAAGUAUGGUUCCAAUUUGCCUCGCCCAAAAGAUCCUUCUGUGAUUAUCAAGGAGGUGCCCAGCAAAAUAGUUGCCGUUGCAGCCUUUUCAGGUUUGGUUACUGAUGAUGAUAUAAACCAGAGGGAGUCUAAAUUGCGCGAAUCUCUCCGUAAAGAUACCACAUUUAGAGUGAAAGAUGAUUCGGUGGUGGAAGUCGCACAGUACAAUCCACCGUUCACACUUCCAUUCACAAGGAGAAAUGAAAUAGCAUUGGAGGUUGAGAGGAACGAUAUAGCCUUAUGAUGUCCUAGAUUAACAAAUAAAUUAUUGGCAUUUGAGAGUGUAUGCAAAUGCCCAUCGUCCCUAAUGCAUAUAUGUAUAAUUUCUAUCUGGCAUGUUCUGUAUAUAUGUAGACAUGUUAAUUAUCGCAUGCAUAUAUUAUUGUAUUGGAAACUAAAUAAUAAGAGCAAAAAAUGUUGUGCGUUCGAGCC
Messenger RNA from Zea mays, 1193 nucleotides. RefSeq names its product SOUL heme-binding protein. The coding region runs from base 127 to 1005 and encodes 292 amino acids. The transcript has 7 exons. NCBI's taxonomy places the organism in Eukaryota, Viridiplantae, Streptophyta, Magnoliopsida, Poales, Poaceae. The record is from RefSeq and is marked validated.